This is a messenger RNA of Colletotrichum truncatum, 201 nucleotides long. RefSeq lists its product as uncharacterized. The record is from RefSeq and is a predicted model, not a curated record. Lineage: Eukaryota; Fungi; Ascomycota; Sordariomycetes; Glomerellales; Glomerellaceae.
AUGGAUCCCAAACCAGCCAUGGCCGCAACCCAGAUUCGUCCAGCAAUUCGCAGCCGCGGCCUCAUCCUCGCUACAAUGGCCAUCACCACUGCUGUCGUCGGAAUCAGAUAUCAAGCCGCCUCAAUGAAGACAAAUGAGUUGAACCAGCGCUCCCGAGCACCGUACUAUGUCUCUGUCGACCGCAGUGGUGGUGGAGUGUAA